CAAACGUUCCGCGAACUUCGAAACCGCUAGUACGCACGGUUACUUUCCAAAUUUUUAAAGUGUGUGACUAAGUUGCGGAGUGUUUAGUCGGAACUUUCUUCGCGUUUUCGGUUCUACGCUUCGGCCAGGAACCACUGUCGUUGGAACCCAAGAGUCGUUCUUUUGAUAAAAGUUAUAAUGAUGUGGUGGGUGAUCUGCUGUGCAGCGGUGGUGGUCGGCAGUGCGUUCGCCGACGCUGCGCCGGCAUCCAAUGCGCUCGCGUCAGCCAUCGACUGGGAUCAGCUAGACUCUUCUUCACCCGACGAUGAAAGUCUCGGAUACGCAGUACCAUCACUGGGGGGAAGAAACUAUCCCGGCAACGCACCUUGGCUGUACCUACUUACUGAAGUUCCUCGUGAUUCACAGAGAUACGAAGGAAUGCACGAAGGGCGCGCAAGACCGAAGCGCAAGAUGCCUUCGCUGUCCAUCAACAACCCAAUGGAAGUGCUCCGUCAACGGCUGCUGCUCGAAGUGGCCCGCAAACAAAUGCGCGAGGCAAACCAGAGACAGGCGGUCGCCAACAGAGUCUUCCUGCAGAACGUUGGCAAACGAGGUUUUUGGGAAAACACGGUGCCAUCACGCUACGACAACUAAACAACGAAGAGAAAAUUUUGUUUUCUGUCAACGCAAGUCUCAACAUCAACCAUAUGACGAUGCGACAAUCAAACUAACCAAAUUAAGAUAAGCAACAAAAAAUGCUACGGUACACAAUUUCAGUAUAAAUUGCUUUCGUAAUUUGAGUCAGACAUAAGUCCCACCUCUAUAUCAAAAGUGUUUCAACUCAAUAGCAACUUUAUUUUUUAAACAAUUAAGGAAACGCAUU
Molecule: messenger RNA, 862 nt
Organism: Pararge aegeria (speckled wood butterfly)
Lineage: Eukaryota; Metazoa; Arthropoda; Insecta; Lepidoptera; Nymphalidae
Gene: Dh44
Product: diuretic hormone 45
Exons: 6
Coding region: 178-633 (151 amino acids)
Cellular component (GO): extracellular region
Molecular function (GO): hormone activity
Source: RefSeq, a predicted model, not a curated record